Messenger RNA from Seminavis robusta, 1792 nucleotides. NCBI's taxonomy places the organism in Eukaryota, Bacillariophyta, Bacillariophyceae, Naviculales, Naviculaceae. The record is from the annotation of a GenBank genome assembly.
UCUUGCAAGCCCAGACCGCGUUCAACCGAAACCUCUCCAAUUAUUUCUCCCCCCGCUCCCCGCUCACAUCACAACCACAAUUUUUUUCUGCAAUCACAUCAUUGUUCUCGAAAACUGUUAUCGAUAGAUACGAGCAAGAGUGUGUAGGACCACCCCCCUUGAGAGUACAAUCGAAGACCUGAAGCCAACCCUCAAGAUGUCCAAGAAAACAGGUGCAACCAUGGAAAUCCUACCCAUUGGAGAUCAAAUUGUGAGGUUCCUUGUUAUCCUAGUCAUUGCUUGGAUACUCUCCUACUCCACCAUGAGUGCCAACCCCAAAUGGGCCGUUGAGACUUAUGUUCCCUGGAGUUUUUGGCUGCUUCAUUAUUUGAUCAUGUUUGGAAUUGUUGGAGGAUGGCCACUGACAGCACCAUUCGGUGACUAUGGCAAGGCAUAUUGGAGAGGCCACCGUCGUAUCCUGCUAGGUCUUACCAUGACAGGCCUAGUGAUUGGAAUAUCAACAGCUUUGUCGGCAUUCUUCGCCAAUGUCUAUCCUGGAUACCCUUUGUUCCCUGGAGGUGCCUGGUUUGGCAUUUGCCUCUUCUACAUUUCAUUGUGGUGGGUUUUCAACAUUCAAACCCUUCCAAGGCCUCUCAUCCCAUCACAUUCAUCUCCCCCUGUGAACAUUGCCAUCAACUCACUCAUAAUUAUCUUGUUGUCAGUGAUGAUCUUUCAAAUUAUGGAUUUUGAAGGACCUGCACAUGAUGAUCCAUCCAACCCACAUGGGCCCAUCCUCGCAGGUUACGUCUUUGGACAACUUGUCAGCAUUACUGUUUGGGUCCAAUGCUUUGCCAGCAACAUGGUCUUUCAGGGCUUUUCUGGAAGUCCCCUUGAAAAUCUCCCAUAUCCAUUCUUGCCAAUAUUGCUGUUGGUGAUGUCUCUUGGUCUCGGAGUGGCUACCUAUCAACUUGUCAUUGCUGCUGGUGUGGACCAAGCCUUUUAUGCAGAGGCCGUUGGCACAUCUCAAAUCUGUGGAUCUCUGUUUCAUACAGUGGCAUUUGACUUCUGGCCCUACCACAAGAUCCGCCAGCCACUCCGUGGGUUGUAUUCUUUUGUGUUGUCACAAGUCAUCUUCCCAUUCUUUUGGAUAUGGUUGUGUCGAACCAUGUUGGCACCCAUCUAUGAUCUAAUGGUGGCAGCUGAUCCUCUAUAUUCUGAAGAGUUUACGGAGCAUACCCUGAUCCAUUGGUUCUCACUGCAUGUGGUGACGCCCCUUCUUCUCAUUCAUCAAUUCUUCUUCAUGCGAUGGCCAUUUCGGCCUGCUGGACCCAUGCUGGGGCCAAUGGAUGUUGGUAUUGCCAGACCCAUGAAUGUUCGUGUUGUCAUUCAGGAUCGCGAUCAUGAUAGUGGACUGGUCAAAGUUGCCGAUCCAGAGCUUGAAUCCAAGGAAACACGUCUUGAGGAUGGUCCACUGACCGAUUCCGAUGAAGAAAGGGAGAUUUGCUUUCCGCUUGGGCCCAUGGAUACUGUUAUAUUGCAUCAUCACGACGAAGCAGCUCUUGCUGAUCCAGAACUCAAAUCCAAAGAAGCAGCACGCUUCGAGGAUGGCACACGGGGUGAUUCCGAUGAUGAGAGCGAGAUUUGUUUUCUGCCAGACGAAGCAGAAUGUUAGUUGCCUCUGCAGCGCCCGUAGAUGUGCCAUCGCAGAUGUGAACCGAAGCUGUGGUCAAAUACCGGUACUCAGCCGCAGACUCUCAGAAGCUUUGGUUGCCUGGCAGCUGCUUCUUUGUUAACUUAAAAGCUAGUUUGUUAC